UUCAUCAUAACCUCCUGGAUAACUUUAGCAUGAAAUUUCAAUUUUCCGUGACUAUAAAGAAAGAAAAUAGUACUGUUUUAUUCAUUGGGUUCAGAUGUUUUGAUGUUAAGAACGUUAUGACUUUCUAUUGCCUAGUAAUCCUGAGUUUGAUCUUACCUCUUUCUUCCAUUUGUACUGCUCAAGCUUCUUCUUUCAAUAAUGGCGAACUUUCUGUAAUGAAAAUUGUGAGUAAAAAUAAUGUGUUUCAUCAGCACCAGGUUGAUUCUUCUUCUCUAGUUCAUGAUAGCGGUGAAAGUACUGGAGUGACAGAAAAUUUCAGAUCAGGGAAGGGCCAAAACAUCUUGCAUAGAAAGCCUCGCCUCAUGAGAAAUGCUCAUGGGGUUCUAAACAUCAUAGGAUGGGGAACUCUCUUGCCCAUGGGGGUUAUCAUUUCCAGAUACUUCAGAAAAUUUCCAUUGAAGUCUGAUGAUUGGUACCCUCUUCAUGUACUGUGUCAAACUUCAGGUUACAUUGUAGGCACCAUUGGAUGGGGCAUUGGUUUAUGGCUUGGAAACUCCUCCAAACAUUACACCCUUAAAACACAUCGCAUCCUCGGCAUCCUUGUAUUUACAUUCGCAACUGUACAAAUGUUGACGACAGUACUGCUGCAAGCGAGGAGAGAAGAUGAAUGCAGGAGGUGUUGGGAGAUCUACCAUCAUGUGAUGGGAUAUGCAGUGAUAGGUUUAAGCAUAGCGAAUAUAUUUCAAGGGAUAAUGCAUCAAGCUCAUGCUGAAAGAUGGAAACUGGUAUAUGUGGGAAUUCUUGCAGUAUUGGCUUGUGUUGUGUUUGCACUGGAGAUUAUUCGAUGGAUCAUCAAGUCUAGAAUUCAACAGCAAAUGGCUUUUGAAAACAACAUGUACAAUUUCAGUACUUGAUUUUGUUGCUUUCAUUUUUAUUUCCUGAAUCUUAUUAAACUGUGCACCCAAAUAAAUGGAAUUAUUACUGUAAUCCAAUUUUUUUUUUAAAAAUUUCCUUGUCUCCUUUUUUAGCCUUUCAGAAUCUUGUCUCCAUUUUUAGCCUUUCAGAA
This is a messenger RNA of Pistacia vera, 1066 nucleotides long. RefSeq names its product cytochrome b561 and DOMON domain-containing protein At4g12980-like. The record is from RefSeq and is a predicted model, not a curated record. The coding region runs from base 30 to 914 and encodes 294 amino acids. Lineage: Eukaryota; Viridiplantae; Streptophyta; Magnoliopsida; Sapindales; Anacardiaceae. The transcript is spliced from 3 exons.